Messenger RNA from Annulohypoxylon truncatum, 627 nucleotides. RefSeq lists its product as uncharacterized. Gene Ontology annotation, molecular function: nucleic acid binding. The transcript has 2 exons. Lineage: Eukaryota; Fungi; Ascomycota; Sordariomycetes; Xylariales; Hypoxylaceae. The record is from RefSeq and is a predicted model, not a curated record. The coding region runs from base 1 to 627 and encodes 208 amino acids. Gene Ontology annotation, cellular component: membrane.
AUGAAUUCCUCCGGCUUCGCUAAAGUCGCCACAGACGGUGCGGCAAAGGCCGCGAAAUGGGUCGCUGAGAACCCUAAGAGCACCGCAGCGUACGGCGUCUCAGGCGUCGCCCUAAUAGCACCCGCUAUCAUCGCCGGCCCCGCCCUAGCAGCAGUUGGCUUCGGCGCGAAUGGAAUUGCCGGAGCUUCUCUCGCAGCGGGUGCACAAGCCUCAAUUGGAAACGUAGCGGCAGGGAGCCUGUUUGCAACCUUGCAAAGCGCUGGAAUGGCCGGAUACGGUGCCGCCAUCGUCAAUGGAGUUGUCCAAGCAGGAGGCGCGGCCGCCGUGAUCGCUACCGGAGGCACGUCUGCCCUGAAAUCGAAAUUGCGUAAGCGCGAGCGAAAGCACGACCUUGUCCUUAUUGAGAAUACGUGGGCUGAGCUAAGAUCGACAGUGAAGGAAGACCUUGGUAGUGAUGGCGGCGAUGAUGCUCAGCAAGACGGCGUAACCGUGACCGUGACGGAAUUGGAGAAUGCGGUGGACCAGUGCUGGGUAUCUAUUUCGCCCGACACGAUCGAGGAACUUAAAGACUCCGUGCCACAGCAGAUUGAGGCCUACAAGAAGAACGAUGGCAAGACGGAAUAUUGA